Messenger RNA from Pseudogymnoascus destructans, 2457 nucleotides. RefSeq lists its product as uncharacterized. The transcript has a single exon. The record is from RefSeq and is a predicted model, not a curated record. Bases 604 to 2154 code for a protein of 516 amino acids. NCBI's taxonomy places the organism in Eukaryota, Fungi, Ascomycota, Leotiomycetes, Thelebolales, Thelebolaceae.
CCACCGAACUCAUCCCACUGAACUCAUCCCACUGAACUCAUCCCAUUGAACUCAUCCCACUAAACUCUGGCCGACGCCACCUCUCCCGUGCCCUGUUGUUGUGACGUCCGUCAUCGUCAGUGGGGCCAAGACCCAUACCCCUCCUCCUACUGCCUGUUCACUCCGCGAUCUCCAGUACUACUGUGGUUCAUGUGAGACGUUGUCUUCCGCUACGCCAACGAAUCAAUGAAACUCGAAAUUCCGCAGUCGUCCCUGCUUCAUUGCAUGAAUGCCGCCCUGCUUCCUCCAAAACACACGCACACAACGACCGACGACGACGAUUUAGAGCAACCGCCGGCCGGACUUGCAAUUGACCGCUAGACGAGUUGCCGAGACACCACACCGUUGGGUUUGGGUUGUGUGCCGGACGAAGCUAACGGAGACGAAAGCUUGAAGGCAAGGCUUUCGUUGAGUGGUGACGACAAACCAGAAGGCUUCGUGUGAAUUGAUUCACUUUCCACAGACAAAGGCUGGGAGGCUACCAGAGGCGUCCAGAAUGAUAGAGUGAGCGAGACCGCUUCACGAUUGUGAUACCCUCGACUGGUUAGAAGCCGCGCAGCACAGAUGGACCUCGAUAUCAUAGUCACCGCGCCUAUGAGCCAUGAUGAACGGGACGACGAGGCAAGAACGACGAGGCAGAAAUACAUUGCUCUCUCGCCGCAAGACGACGAAUUGGAGGAAUACACAGACCGGGAUGGGGCGGAAUAUACGCCGCAGCCUUGGUCAAGCACGACCUGCUCGUCCAUCAACGAAGGCGCUGGAGAUCUUGAGGACCUCCCAGCACUCUCCCAGACGGCGUCGCAACCUCGCAGAGUCUCACUUGAUCAAUUCUACGUGGAACACCACUUCCCAGAUCGAACUAUACACCCGCCUCCUCCGACUCGCCCCCCUCCUCCAAUCCGCGAUGCUCCCUUACCAACUAACACCACCACCACCAGCGCCGAGUCCCAACCCCCCCGGCUCACCGCUGACGACCUGGUCCAGCAAUCCUCCCUCUCACCACCGCCAUACUCCUCCAGCAUCCUCAACCGCAGCGCCAUAAAUAUCACUCCCCGCGUCGAAGAAGGCCGCGAGACCCUCCCCCCCUACACCUGCGACCUAACACUCACUGCGCUCUUCAUGCGCAAAUCCGAGCUCGAGGGCACCCACCUCGGCGAACCCUCCGAGUACUCGAAUCCUCUCCGUCGAGCCCCAAUGCGCACCUGGCACCGCGUCCAAGUCACCCUCCAAGGCACCUCCCUCACCAUAACCCCCUGCCCGCGCCUCUCCCUCAAGCGCUCCAAGCCCCUGGCACCACCACGCUCCUACUCCCUCCAACACGCCGAGGCUGGCAUCGCAUCCGACUACCUCAAGCGCCGCUACGUAAUCCGCAUCCGCGUCGAAGCCGACCAGCUCCUCCUCGCCUCCGACGAUGCACCCACCCACAUCGCCUGGCUCGAAGCCCUCGCAGCAGCCAUCGACCUGGCCCCUGCCCUCGACGAACGCUCCCUCCCUGAAGACGCAUCCCUCCCCCGCACCCGCCGUCGCGGGGUACACAACCGCUUCGUCGCCCCUGGCAGCGCCGCCGCCCGCCGCACAGCAGCCGCACGAGCCGCCGUCGCCUCCGCCGAAGCAGCAGUAGCGCCUCCCCCCCGCUACGCCGACGUUCCCGAGGCCCCCGAACCUAUCCCCGAACCUGUCUCCGAGCCUGAACUGGAACCCGCACCGAUCCCGGACCCCGAACCGGACAACCUUGCGCCCCCGCCCUCAGUCAUAGAUUCCUCCCCCUCAUCUAGAACUUCUACAGACACCCCGACCCUGACAGUCCGCCCCUCCCACCGCCCGCAACCGGACCCCUACAACAUCUAUCCCGCCACCCUCGCCGCGCGCGGCGCCCGCAACUCGGCCAUCACGCGCGACGGGAAGUGGCGCCCCAUCCACAACUGGAGUCCGAUGUACGACCUCAUCUACGCGAAGCGGUGUAUGGCGACGCUGUUGAAUGGGAGUCCGCGCAAGGGACCGUUUGUGAUUAUGCAGGGCGAGAGGUGGGUGGUUGAUUGGGAGACGGGGAAGUGUGCGAGGUGGGUGCCGAAGGGGGAGGGUAGGGAAUGGGGGUUGCCCAGGUAUGAGAAUUAAAAAUUGGUGUGAUGAUUGUGUAUAUUUGAGCGAGCCUGUUUGGGAUUGGUUUGGUCUAGAUGAUGGGGUUACUUGACGUUGGAUUUGGCAUCGAGGCUGUCGAACGAUAACAUUUUGCAUAUCCUUUUGCAUACCCCCUCUUUUAUUUUCACUUUUUGUUUUGUUAUGUUGGCGGGACAUAUAGAUACCGGAAUGGGCUGGGCUGGGAUGGGAUGGGAUGAUUCCAAAUUUGAAUAACUCACAUAACGAGUACUACGGGGCACAUUCUCGUGCCAGGUCAUGCAUAGAUUUAGGAGUUUGGGA